Messenger RNA from Culex pipiens pallens (northern house mosquito), 893 nucleotides. RefSeq lists its product as uncharacterized. The coding region runs from base 112 to 816 and encodes 234 amino acids. The transcript has 2 exons. NCBI's taxonomy places the organism in Eukaryota, Metazoa, Arthropoda, Insecta, Diptera, Culicidae. The record is from RefSeq and is a predicted model, not a curated record.
AGCCUUAAUUCUGGAAUUGCCACCCACUGGAGGGCAGUCUUGUCGAAGCGUUCCGAGGAAGCGGAUUGAAAAGCGAGCGAGCUUAGCUUAAACCAACCAACAAAACUAGUCAUGAAGGGAUUCCUGGUGUGUUUGCUGCUGGCUUUGGCCGGACAGUCUCUGGCCCAGAGCCAGGAUGAGUUCGUGGAGUACCUGCUGGAGAUCCAGAACCAGGCCGAGACCGUGCACCAGCUGAUGGAGGGAACCUUCGACAACGUGCGCUUCACCAUGAGCGACCAGCUGAUCGAGCUGAACCGUGAUCUGAUUGCCCGCAUGAACUCGGCCCUCGAGGAGGUCGAAGAGAUCCGUGACGACACCGAGGAGUUCGUGGAGGCGUCCACCGCCGACCAGCGUUGCAUCGACGUGGCCACCUCCAACUGGGAGCUGGAGAUCGAGUGGGUCGGACAGGCGCUGCAGCGUUGCGCCGCCCAGGCCAACCUGGAGAUCACCGGUGCCACCGCCGGCGUGCACGGAGCCAUCGAGGACGCCCAGGUGCAGUCGACCGAGCUGCAGAACAUUGUCGUGCGCGGCUUCAUCGACUGGAACGCCAUCGACUACACCGAGCAGAUCUCGACCAUCGUGGGAGCGCAGAUCGAGCAGAAGUACCAGUACUUCCAGACCGUUACGCAGCCCCUGCUGGAGCGCCGCCUGCAGGCCAUCUUCGACCUGGAGACCGACCUGCUGCCGCGCACGCUGACCUGCGUGAACCGUGGCGUGGAACGCUUCCAGAACUACGCCCGCGUCAUCCGCGACACGCUGUUCUUCUGCUCGUCUUAAGUUGGAGUGAGAUUCUUGUGCUGUUCGUGUACCACGCCGGCGACGGUUUGGGAAUAAAGUUACGUUGACGAAAGUGA